Molecule: messenger RNA, 8082 nt
Organism: Salvelinus namaycush (lake trout)
Lineage: Eukaryota; Metazoa; Chordata; Actinopteri; Salmoniformes; Salmonidae
Product: C2 domain-containing protein 2-like
Exons: 13
Coding region: 2460-4109 (549 amino acids)
Source: RefSeq, a predicted model, not a curated record
UGUAGUGAAAUUUUCCAGUGCUGCGAUGCAAUAGGAUAGUGUGCAACAGAGCCAGCAUAGCCUCGUCGACCUGUCUUCCCUCCACCGACACCUCCAGAACCUCUGAACGGCAGUUCAUGAUGAUCUGCUUCCCCACAGUGGCAGGUUGAAUAUAUGGGGAAACUAGCAAGCUAUUGAAACACACCCUUCAAUUGUUGUUUACGUUCCAUAAAACAGGGCUAAACAUCAAAAUGAGCUAGCUAGCGGACGUUAGAUGCUACUGCUAGAUAGCUAUUGUGAGUAGUUAGCUAUAACGCGCAGCAAACGUUAUUUCCCUCGAGCAAGUUCGAUGGUUAUCAAGAGAAGGCGCAACUUUCAGAUUCACUUGAUGAAUAUAGCAACAUAUGUUGUUGCUUGCUAGCUAUGUUCUUUAAAUGUAUUUAUUCAUAAUAACUUGCUGACACAAAGUGUAAUGUCGUCGUUCUUACUAGAGAGGAGGAGCCAUUUCUGUAAACACAACACUGGAAAAUCUACGGAAUGUAGUUUGGUCCAAUCCGAGCCUUGUAUCUCUGCAACGUAACAUAACGUGUAUCGAUAAUAGCUAUGUAAUUGCAGUUAUUUCCGCAUCAGAAAGCUGAUUUUCUUAUAUAACAAAAUGUAUUUGAAGAUAUAAUUGAUAGUUUCAAAAGACCCACUUGAGGUUAAAACAGGGCGCACUUGGGGUGCUUUAAGAUAUCGCUAUGCACUCUGGGAAUAACAGUUCAAGUCACAUAUAUCGCAUUGGCAAGUUUUCGAUUUCGGUCAUCGUUGGUGUCGGAGAUGCUCUGCAAGUUUGAGAUGAGGCUUUAUAAGAACUUCACGAAAUUAUCAUUCCCCCCCCGUCGUUUAAAGCUAGCCACAUAUUACUUUUACUUUGUUUUACACCAUGGACGCCAGAAAUGAUUCAUGAACAUUACAUUUUGGAAUACGUGUUACUGGGUAGCAGCUAGCUAACUUGCUUGCUAGCUACCUACUGCAAUUUACUAGAAUAACGUUACACGUUAGCUAGCAAUCGAAUGAAAGAAAGGUCUGAAGUUAGCUAACUUACUGUUGUUGGCUAGCUAGUCAAAGACAGACAUUUGAUACAAUGUUGUUCAGCUAGAGCUGUGGAACUUACUUAGAAGCUUGGUAAAACGUAACGUUACUCAGAAUAACACUCACGUUAUUUUAGCUAGCUAACGUUACUUGCAAUAAAGGAAACAAUGUAUUUUACUUGCUUGUUUUUAGCUACCUAGCUAGCAUUCUUCUGACUGCAGUUUUCAAACCAGAUAGAUAGCAAGAUUAACGUUACAUCCUUGAGAAGUCUGUCGCCAGCCAAGUUACUCGUCUUGGGUAUUUUAUUUUCGUUUAAAGUUGCUCCUCAAUCAGGAGCCAGGAUAUUAUUGACAAGAGGCUGACAUUAGCUUGCAUACUGGUUCAGUGGUUGAACUUGUGGUAGCAAGACUAGCUCCCAUUGCUAUAAUAGCUGGAUCUAGUCCUCCGUUAGCUAGCUGUCUUGAAUGACAGGGACUUUCUUGCAAAGAUCAUCAGACCAUGUUUUUGUACUGGUCUUACUUUUAAGGGGGCGUUGUUAUUAGCUAAAUACAUAGCUAGCUAACCAAGUAAAUUGCUGAGGAUGCCUGGCUCAGAAAUUCAUCUUCCAAAUGCUGAUUUGGGAGAAUUGGACUCAGAAAGUCUCCCUUCAAAUUCCGGUUUGGGAGACUUGCCAUGGCUUUGCAUGGUUACACUGUUCAUUGCCUCCAUCAUUACAUUGAUACUGUAUCUAGUACAGUAUUUUUACAGCGAUCUACGGAUACAGAUGCCUGAGCAAAACAAUGCUGGUUUGGGGGAAGCGGACGUUCUGUUGGGAUGGGCGCUUUCACUGAACAGUUGGAAAAGUCAAUGGAGAGGGGCUUGGUGCAGAGCUUUGAAUGAUGAAUCGACGAAGUCUGGGUGCCCAGUGCAACUAAUAUUAGAAGAAGACGGCCUCGAGUCAUCAGAACUGGUGGUUGGCCAAGUGUCCAGCUUCAAGAAGUCUGCUAGUCAGAAGAGUUACCAGGUGUCUUGAAAGCACCAUAAGGAGACGAGGGAACCAAUGACAAGGAGGGUCAAGCAGGGAGAAAUGGGCAGUACCUGCCUUUAAUGAGAUGCUUCAUGUUUGAGCUUUCAAGUUGAUUGUUGUCACACUCUGAAAAAAGCAACACACAUUGUUACCAUUAAGAAAAAACUACAGGUUAACCAAUUGUAAUGUGAGCCACGUAUGCAGUUUGCAAGAAUACCAUAAUCAUAGUUAGGCAUGUUUAGCACCAAGCACCUUUUUACCUCAAAUACAUUUUUGAGUGUUCCCUCGCUUAUUGUAUGGUACUAUUGUAACUAUUUGCUGUCUUGUCUUCUCCUAGGCUGCACGAUGCAAGGUGGUCGGGGACAAGCUUCAGUUCUCCCUCAGUGCUUCACCAUCAGCCAUGUCUCCAGGAGAGCCCUGUAGGUACAGCGUAACGAUAUCUCCACUUGAACUGCAGUUGGACUUGCAGAUGAGGGAGGCUGAAGGGCAGGUCCAGGUGGUCUGGGGGGUGUGCCAUCUUGAGACUUGGGACCUGCAGCUCAGCCCCAGCUUCACACAGGACCAUGCCACAGGCCCCAGUGUGUUUGCAGUAAAGGACAGGCUGAGACAGCUGCUGUGUGCGGUGCGUCCCUCCGUUAUGCUGAGUUGCAGGCCUGCUCAUGCCACAGAGGUCAAGGAGGCACGUAACAAGGUGACAUCACCGCCCAAGCCCCCCCGCGCUCACGACUGGAAGCUGCUGGUAAAGAAUAUCCGGGUGACGUGUAAGGAGCAAGAGGACGGUGCUGCAGGCAGUCUGAAUCCCCUGUGUGUGCUGCAGCUAGAUGACCCUCCACAGAAACUCUCCACUUCAGUUCUACAGAACACAGCCAGCCCAGCCUGGGACCAGCCCUUUAUCUUUGAGCUGAAUGGACGAUCAAAAGAGCUGAAAAUUCAGCUGCUGGAUGAUGGGAAACCUCAGGAGAACUCCUUACUGGGUCAAGUGUCUGUGCCUUUUGAUCUGGUGAAGAAGCAGCCCAAAGGACAGCUAACAUUUACACUCAUGACCAAAGAUCAAGUGACAGGGUCACUUACUACUGAGUUGACAUACCUGAAACCCAGUGAGGUGCGGUCGUGGCAGUCCCCUACUCCAGCCCCCACUAAGAGAGUGGAGAUGGACCGCACGGUCAUGCCCUGCGGUACUGUGGUCACGACAAUCACUGCAGUGAAGAGUAAACCAGGUCGACCACUACUGCCUGGACUAAAUAUAACCCAGCAGAACCCCUCCAAUCCUCCCAGCGGCACCAAGUCCAAGGUGUCAGGACGGAGGGUGUCGGCGCAGCCGUCCGUGCUGGGGAUCAUGGGGAGCAAGGCCUUGUCCUCCUCCGACACAGAGCUACUCAUGCUCAACGGGACCGACCCCGUGGCUGAGGCUGCCAUCCGCCAGCUCCACGAGUCCGCCAAGCAGAAGCUCAAGUCCCCGGUCAAGAAGAGCACCAUCAUCAUCUCAGGAGUGACCAAGACUCCUCUGUCUCAGGAUGAUGAGAUGGCUCUGAUGGCGGGCUAUGCUGCUGCGAUGGAUGCCUCUAUGUCGGAGGGGGGAUCUCAGGAGAUCGCUGUGGCAACUGCAUCAGUAGUAAAAGCCAGUAGCAAACCCCCGGAGGUGUCGUCAGACCCCCAGGAGGGCCCCAGUGGAGUGGCCCAGCAGGCCCCAGAGGACUGGGAGUGCCAAGCAGGAGAGGGCACAGACCAAGAUCCAGACAAAACCUCCAUGUCACUAUGCAUCUCAGAGUCUGGAUCCAAAAAGAGCAGAGGAGGCAGCUUCCUGCACAGGAGUGCCAAGCUGUUCUUCCGCCGGCGCCGCCAGUGCAAAGACCCGGGGAUGAGCCAGUCGCACAACGACCUGGUGUACUUGGAGCAGCCUGUGACGGUAGACCAGGAGAAACGCACGUCCACCUUCAGCCGGAUGCUGAACCGCAAGCUGCUGCCCACGAGCAAGAGCACAGCCAACGGCUCCACCGCCACCCAAACAGUGACACCCGCUCCUACCCCGGGGGAGCAGCAUGCAGCAUGACCCCCCCCCCCUUCAGAUAGGACUCCAACACCCUCUCCUUCCCCUCUAGGCCUCCAGCCCCCCUCUCCUUCCCCUCUAAUAGUUCUCCAGCUCCCCACUCCACCACCCUCUCCUUCCCCUCCAAUAGUUCCCCACCCCCCCACUCUACCACCCUCUGAUAGUCCUCCACCCCCCCACUCCACCACCCUCUCCUUCCCCUCCGAUAGUUCCCCACUCUACCACCCUCUGAUAGUCUUCCAGCCCCCCACUCCACCACCUCUCUCCUUCCACUCUGAUAGUCCUCCACCCCGCCACUCCACCACCCUCUCCUUCCCCUCCGAUAGUCCUCCACCACCCUCUCCUUCCCCUCCGAUAGUCCUCCACCACCCUCUUCUUCCCCUCCGAUAGUACUCCACCACCCUCUCCUUCCCCUCCGAUAGUCCUCCACCACCCUCUCCUUCCCCUCCGAUAGUACUCCACCACCCUCUUCUUCCCCUCCGAUAGUUCUCCACUCCCCACUCCGCCACCCUCUCCUUCCCCUCCGAUAGUACUCCACCACCCUCUUCUUCCCCUCCGAUAGUUCUCCACUCCACCACGCUCUCCUUCCCCUCCGAUAGUUCUCCACUCCCCACUCCGCCACCCUCUCCUUCCCCUCCGAUAGUACUCCACCACCCUCUCCUUCCCCUCCGAUAGUCCUCCACCACCCUCUCCUUCCCCUCCGAUAGUACUCCACCACCCUCUUCUUCCCCUCCGAUAGUUCUCCACUCCCCACUCCGCCACCCUCUCCUUCCCCUCCGAUAGUACUCCACCACCCUCUCCUUCCCCUCCGAUAGUCCUCCACCACCCUCUCCUUCCCCUCCGAUAGUACUCCACCACCCUCUUCUUCCCCUCCGAUAGUUCUCCACUCCCCACUCCGCCACCCUCUCCUUCCCCUCCGAUAGUACUCCACCACCCUCUUCUUCCCCUCCGAUAGUUCUCCACUCCACCACGCUCUCCUUCCCCUCCGAUAGUUCUCCACUCCCCACUCCGCCACCCUCUCCUUCCCCUCAGAUAGUCCUCCAUCCCCCCACGUUGCCUCCACCUCUACCACCUUGCACUGACUGAGAGACUCUACUUCGCGGUCCGUGAAUCCUCCAUUACUGGUUGGAAGGCAGUAUGGAGGUAAAAUAUUAUCUUUAUCUCCCUCCCUUCUGCUCCUCCACCAACCUCACUUUUUUUUUGAGCAGAAAUAUUUGAUAUUCUUUUUGGGAAAUGCUAAUUUGAAAUGUUUUUUUUCUUCACCUCCAUGCCAUUUCAUGAUAAUUGUUUUGUAACAUUCUUGAAACAUAUUCUGUAUUUGUGGCCUUCUAAACCAGAAGAAUAACUACUGGUGGCCAACCUGCACCCUCAUCCUAUUAGAGGGUAGUAACACAGAUAGAACAAUGAGACAGAUAUUUCACCGGAUGUAUAAAUGUGAAGCAUCUGGUUGGUGUUUCCACUCAUUACCAAAUAUGGUUAUGAGAGAAAGCCAAGUGGUCGUCAGCGGGAGAAGAUGGAGUGAGAUGGAUUUUGGCCAUCAUUCUGCUAGUUUUCUCAUUGAUUAAACAUUUGAUGUCCAUACAGUUUUCUGCUUCCAUAACUAGAAUUAGUAACAAACCGAGUGGACUGCACUUUGUAGACUUUACCCUUUGCCAAAGUUUUGAAAAUGCCGUUGUUUUGGAGUGCAAAGGCGAAUUGGGUUAUUGCACACGCGCACUUCAGAGUAGGCGUUCCCUAACGGAAAUAUUAAAAUAAAUUCUAUAAAGUGCCAAUAAGAUCUCACUAGCUCGUGCUUGGCUCUGCCCACCUCCUUGUUUGUUCUGCCCAGUAUGAUUAAUUUGCUCCCAUUGGAAACGACAGGCUCUGGUCUAUCUUGGGUUAGUUAAAAAAAUAUUUGGUAGUGAGGUCAACCCUGACCUUUGACCUCUUAAAGGGUCCGAUUGAAAUGUGGCCCAAAGGGACCAAAGAAGGAGAGAAGAGUGGUGUUGACAUGAUUUGCACACAUUGCUAGAUACAUUUUCUAGGUUUUACACUCAAGGUGUGAUUUUUCAGCUUUUUAAGAGCAAUUACUUGAACUGCUCUUGUGAUAGAGAUUAUCUGUAUAAAUAGCAAGCAGUUUGUGUAGGCACUUUGUGAUUGAGAGAGGAGUUUGUGUUGACAAAGGGAGACAGUUUGUUCCUCUGCAAGGCUGAUACUAGUGGGAGAUGAUAAAGCCUAACAUUUUAAUUCAAGACAUCUUAUCAAAAGUAAAUUCACAUACAAACUUCAGAGCUACUGUGAAAAUCUUAUGCCAGACUAAACAUUUCAGACAUCAACAGUUAUGGCAGUUCUGUGUAAAUUAUAUAUUUUGAUGUCAUUGGUUAUCUCAUACAGUUUUGUAAAGUCCAAAAUUACAGUUGGUAAUAAAGAAUUGGGAAUUUCCACCAUAAACACUAUUUCAAAACAGUGCAGUGACAUCAUGGAGAACAUGAAAAUUGCAAUUUUCUGUUUGAUAUUAACAUUUUAAAAUAUUUUUUUGCUUUGUAUUAUCACUUUUCUUUUAAAUAUUGCAGUGUUUUAAAAUGAAGUGCAAUUUGCUCUAGUCUUCCGACCUAAAGAUUCCUUACACUACAACUGCCUGGGGUUGGUGAGGUGGAAAAUGGAACCCCAAUGACAUCAUGCUGAGAGAGGGAACGAACGUGACACUAUCUCAAGGCAUACUUGUUGCAGUGUUCACUAAAAACACAGUGGUCAUUCACUCAUGCGUUUCUGCUGUUUUUUGUUUUAAAAAUGUAAUGUAACAUAUCAGCGCUUUAAACAUUGUCUAAACAGAAAGCAUGAUACAUCUUUGGGAAAUCUGAAUGGUUUGACUGCUUUGGGAUUUUAUCUAGCUAAUGAUUGUACUUUUAUUUAAGCAGGUAAAUUAAAUGAGUUGUUUUAAGAUCAAUUCCCUGCCAACUACUGUUUUUAUUCUCAUUGAAUGAACCUACUGAGAGGACUGCUAUACUCUGAUGGACAUGAUGGCAGUACUCAACAUGGACAUGGUAGUCAGAUGCCCUACUGUUUACAAGGCUUUUGAAGAGACUGGAGAACAGUUCUACCUGUGUAGUGACGACAAACUGUGUGUAUUGGGAUUACCUCUUGGAAAUUGUCGAUUUUUCAGGUAUGACCAGUCUUCGAAUGACUUGGGACUUGCUGUCCCAGGACGGCAGUAGCUGUGCUAUCUAUACCUAUCAUCUGGUGUUUUCGGAGGACUUGAGAAUGUUGCUGAGUGGCAUUAAAAUGAGAUAAAGAGGUGCCAAUUGGAUUUCCCCUCAACAACCCAUAUGAAAACAUAAUCAAUGAGCUGUGUUUUUAUGAUAUGCUUGGAUGUCUGAUUACACUGGGGUAUCUGGUUGCUGAAAAAAAGGGUAUGUCAUUUGUGUUGAUCUUGAACAACAGCAUUAACUAAGUUCUCUGUCUGCUGCAGAUACUGUAUGGGGUAUAUGUGUCCAUAUUUUUUUUUUUACGGCCCUACUGUGAAGUAUGAACGAGUGUCAAACGCCUCAGAUCCUGUAACCGGUCACAUAUUUGAACAGUGGUGGGUCAAAUAUUGACGUAAGCUCCUGGAAGGGUUACCAAUGAGCUGACUGCUCCUUGUUUCAGUAAAUAAGGUCCCUUUUAGAGCCAUCUUGCAGCGAGAGGUGUAUGCCGAAACCCAAAGUCAUCUUUAAACCUUGUUCAAACUUCAGAAAAGAAUGUGGGGUGUUUUAAACAUGCAAACUUGAUUCUAAGCCUAAUUGAUGGCAACUGACAAGUGCAAGAUUAUGCAUUUCAAUAAGCAGUGGGCCUGUAUAUUAUUAAACAGCUUCCUGACAUUUUAUAUUGGCUCUGUGAAAUGUACAGAACCUGGUUGCCUGCUAAUAUUUAAUGGCAGUCAAUGCCAUGCAGGGAUUAUUACUAAUUAUUGACAUAUCAGGUUUAACAUCUUGAGCAAUAAAUAUUAACUGAAUAACCA